Molecule: messenger RNA, 5118 nt
Organism: Athene cunicularia (burrowing owl)
Lineage: Eukaryota; Metazoa; Chordata; Aves; Strigiformes; Strigidae
Gene: DNAJC3
Product: DnaJ heat shock protein family (Hsp40) member C3
Exons: 12
Biological process (GO): protein folding in endoplasmic reticulum
Cellular component (GO): endoplasmic reticulum
Molecular function (GO): protein-folding chaperone binding; misfolded protein binding
Source: RefSeq, a predicted model, not a curated record
UCCGCUGGCCGCCUGGGCUCCGCGCUGCCCUUCCUGCUCGUGCUCCUCGACCUGCAGUACCAGGGAGCUGAAUGUGGUAUAAAUGCAGAAGUAGAAAAACAGCUUGAAAUGGGAAAGAAGUUAUUGGCCGCUGGACAGCUAGCAGAUGCUUUGUCUCACUUCCAUGCAGCUAUAGAGGGAGACUCUGAUAACUACAUUGCUUAUUACAGAAGAGCCACGGUGUACUUGGCCAUGGGCAAAUCUAAAGCAGCAAUUCGUGAUUUAAGUAAAGUGGUUGAAUUGAAGCAGGACUUCACAUCAGCAAGAUUACAGAGAGGACACUUACUGCUCAAGCAAGGAAAAUUUGAUGAAGCAGAGGAUGACUUCAAAAAUGUGCUCAAAUCCAAUCCUAGCAAUAAUGAGGAAAAAGAAGCCCAGACUCAGCUGACAAAGUCUGAUGAGCUACAGCGUCUGCAUUCACAAGCAUUAUCUGCCUACCAGCAAGAGGAUUACGAAGCCGCUAUUUCUCUUCUUGAUGAAAUCUUGGCAGUUUGUGUUUGGGAUGCAGAGCUACGGGAACUUCGAGCUGAGUGUUAUAUAAAGGAAGGGGAACCAAGCAAAGCCAUUAGUGACUUGAAAGCUGCUGCCAAAUUAAAGAAUGAUAAUACUGAAGCCUUCUAUAAAAUCAGUAGAAUAUAUUAUCAGCUGGGGGACCAUGAAUUAUCACUCAGUGAAGUCCGGGAGUGUCUGAAACUGGACCAAGACCAUAAGCAAUGCUUCUCUCUCUAUAAGCAAGUAAAGAAACUCAAUAAGCAGAUCGAGUCAGCAGAGGAAUUCAUCAGAGAAGGCAGGUAUGAAGAUGCUAUCAGUAAAUAUGAAUCUGUAAUGAAAACUGAGCCAGAAGUCCCAAUUUAUGCUACUCGUGCCAAAGAAAGGAUCUGCCACUGUUUAUCAAAGAAUCAGCAGGCUACAGAAGCCAUAGAAGUUUGUACAGAAAUUCUGCAACUGGAACCAACCAACGUGAAUGCCCUGAAAGACAGAGCAGAAGCAUAUUUGCUGGAAGACCUGUAUGAAGAAGCUAUUAAAGACUAUGAGACAGCUCAAUCCAAUAGUGAAAAUGACCAGCAGAUUCGAGAGGGGCUAGAACGUGCCCAGAGGAUGCUGAAGCAAUCACAGAAGAGGGAUUACUAUAAAAUCUUAGGAGUAAAAAGAAAUGCUCGAAAGCAAGAAAUCAUAAAAGCUUACAGAAAGCUGGCAUCCCAGUGGCACCCUGAUAACUUCCAGAGUGAGGAAGAAAAGAAGAAAGCUGAGAAAAAAUUCAUUGAUAUAGCAGCUGCUAAAGAAGUCCUCACUGACCCAGAAAUGAGGCGGAAGUUCGAUGCGGGAGAGGACCCACUGGAUGCGGAGAGUCAACAGGGUGGGGGCAACCCUUUCCACAGGAAUUGGAACACGUGGCAAGGAUUCAACCCUUUUGGUUCUGGAGGAGGACCAUUUACAUUCAAAUUUCACUUCAGCUAGAGCCAAGACUGUUUCUGGUGGCUGCUGCUGUUUUUUACUGAAUUCGUUGAAAAUAAAUCUCUCAGUUCAAGACCCAAAAAUCUUAAUUUCUAAUGUUGUCCUUAACCCAGAGUCUUACUGCACUAGAAGAAAGCUCCUUCUUUCUUUUAGUGUUCAGAGGGUUUGCUUUGUGGUGAACUUGACAAGCUUGUACUGGUUGGGGGGCUUUGUUACUGCCUAUGUAUUUGUUGUGGAUAUGCAGAACAUGUUUAUUUCUAUGGAUGGAGAAAACAGUAAGAAGCUACUUAGGACAACACUUAAACAUAAAUUUAGGACUCAAGUAUAUGCUUAAAGGUAAAAAUGCAUGUAAAUAUUUUUCUGAGUUGGGGCCUAAUAAAUAUGGAAGGGGUAGUUACAGUAGUCUCUACGUUAACAAAUUGUUAGUCAUGCUCAGCAGAAUGAUCCAUCUCUCAGUAUUCUUAAAAGGAAACCCUAGUGACCACCUGCUGUAUUACUAUCGGCAGUGCCAUGGGUGGGGUGAAGAAGCUGCGUACUGAAUGAGACUGAACAACUGCUCUGGAAGAAGAUUGCUUGUAACUAAUUGUAUUUGAAAAUGUCUACUUGGUUUAUUCAUUAACCUGAAAUGAAUUGGGAUGAUUUCCUUGGCGGUAACUGUCAACUCUGAAAGUAAAAAAAAAAAUAUACCUGAUGUUUUUAGAAUGACUUUUUCUGAAUGUGAUUUGAGAUGUUUAGGUAUCAUUUUUGAGUAGUUUGCACUUUAACAAAAUACCUGCUUGAGAUUUGAGCAAAAAAUUUGAUGUGACAUUUCCCCAACUAUGCAGUUACUUCUCUGUACAUAAACUCAGAACUGAUGCAGGUUGAGGCGAGUGUACUGCGGACUGUAGGAAUACGAUAUUAACUCUAUCCUUCCCCUGUAAUGCAACUUCACUUCUGAUGGGUGAUGCAACAGUGAGUUAAUACUGUGUAAAAUUGUUUGAAGUAAUUUUAUGCUUCCUGUAACAGCGACAGUUCUGCAAAAACAACUGCCUGUGUGCAAAAAGAGGGACUCUAACUUUCCAUUAGCCAAAAGUCUGGUUAAUUUUUUCUUUAUGCACAUAGCUAAAAUUGGUUAAGUGUAUUGAUCGAACUGUGUGAAUGCGGUGUGAGGUAUUACCAGGAGUGUAGCUGCUCUGAAUGAAUAGUCUUUUCAUUCUGUAAUGGAAUAUAUCAUAAUUACUGAUGAGUUUUGUCAGCAGCCAUUUUCUUAGAAUGUAAGAAUUGCAUUUCAUCGAUGUUUUUUGUGAUUGGAUUUUAAUUGGAAAACAAUAAUCAGCUGAUAGGAAUCUUCUCUCACUUUAACUCACAGCAUUUGAAAGCAUAAGCAGCCUCUGUAAAACAAAUGAAAUUAGCAAAUAAGGUCUUCAAUCUGAAAGUGAGUUUUUUAUUACUGUAAUCGAAGUUGCUAAUGAAGCAUAGCCCUUGUCUCCUGCCUCAAGUACUUUACAAACAAUCGUGAGACCCCGUGGCUUCAUAAAAUGUUUUUCAACAACAAUAUAAAGGUCAGUGUUUGUUCAGCAGAAAUUUAUCUUGGAGCUGAAGAAUGUGUGUACUGAUUUCUAGCAGUUUACGUUACAAAACCACCCCAGCAGCCUGCUAAACUCCAGUGUCAGAUAUUUUCCAAGUUGAAUGACUUCCUAGAACUUCGACUUCUGCUUUUGACCUGUCUGAAAGCUUUUUGUUUAAACUCUGUAGAAGAUGCUUGAGAUGCUGCUCACGCUGUUCUAGGCUGGCGUGGUUCUUGCAGGACCUCUGGGGCUCAGACAUAGGAACCUGCUGCACAAUAAAUAACCUGUUACCCCCAGGUAUCAGCUGAUGCAGACAGCUCUCUGCGUGUGUUUUUUGCUUGUGGUAAGGAAAAGAUUGGUAGGCAGCUUUCACAUACAACAGCUGCUCGUGGCUGUCACCAGCCCGCUGUCCCCAAGGGGUGAGCUAGGCUCAGCCGCGCUUGCUGCAGGCCGGGGGGCUGCUGCUGUGUGGAUUGCUGGUCAUGUGUGUCUGUGUGCGAGCUGCUGCUCUGUAUAAACUCUCAUAUUGCCUUGUUCGCUACAGGAGGGGCUGUUUUUAAAUUACUAUUGAAUGACCAGUGUAAGCAGUAUGUCUCAUUCUGUAUGUACAGGAGUGUAGUUCAGUUUUGGGAAGCCACACUGAACACCACAGACAGUUGUUUGCGUGCUAGGGAGGUGCUAGAAAUGAUCCGCCUUCUUUUAAAGGAUUACCUUUGUUCAGCUUUUUAGUUCUCAUCCCUUUCCCUUCUCUGUUUUUUAAAAGCUGUAGCCAAGGAAAUUGUUCCCUGAUUUUUUGUUUCUUUCUUUUAGGGAAAGAGUAAGAUGGUCCCUCAAAAGUAAAGUAUUCAUACAAGGCAGUGCAGAUCUGUUUCCCUAAGGAGAUGGACACUUCUGCUCUACACUGGAAGCAGGCAGGAACAAAAAGGAUUAAGUUUAUUUUGAAUGUGAAUGGGAAAGGGAAAAUUAAGGGGAAAAAAAAGCUUGAAUAUAGUCGCAAAAGAAGGAAGAUGAUUAAUGCGUGAAUGCUGUUCAUAGAUUUUUGUCUGUGGAAGACUGGCUUGAAAACAAAAAGUGACAAUGGAGAACAAGGCUUUCUGAUAUCAAGCAGCUGCUGAUUACAAGAAGUGUUACAAUUCGAUGGUGGUAUUAAGGGAACAGAUGCUGUUUUUUAGCUCUAAGGUACUUCUGAAAAUACAGAAAGACAAAGGUGUGUUAGAAAGCAUUUGUGUUUUAAGGCUUUCCAGAUACAGCGCUGCAUUUCCUGAUGUGACUAGAAGACAGCACCAGUUACACACAGCAUUAAUGGUGCAAGCGAUGUACAAGGAAUCUGAAUCCACCUUAUUUAUUUAUUAGUGGGUGUCUGUAGUGCAAUAAUGUUCAAUAAAUGAACAUUGAAAUAAAUGUCUUGGUAGUUUGUAAACCCCGAGAUGUGCAUGAAGCAUCAUUACAAUAAUUGGCCUAUAUGUAGAUGCAAACUUUCAGUUUUAAUAAACUAGUUUCCAACUUGUUUUAAAAUGAAGGUGCAGGGGAGCGUAUUUUACUUGAUACAUGCUUAAUACUGAUGUAUUAAUAAAUCAGUAUUAAAAGAAAUUCAAAGUGAAUUAUAAACUUCAGAGCUCAAACUUGUGACAUAUGCUGAAAACGUGUCAGCUUGAACUUUUUUUAAAAAAAUAAAGCUUGCUAUUGUUUCAGUUUUCAGAGCAGUGUUUGGAAUAAUUAUUCUUCUGUUUAGGGCUGUGAUUUGUAGGAGCUUUGCUGGAAAUUAGCCAGUAUAGCAUAGCAGGUUAGUUGUAUUUAAAAGUGCCUUAUUGUAAGGUAUUGUUAGUUUGCUCUGUAAUACACACUUCUAUCCAUAAAAUAAUAAAAAAAUGGGAGAAUAAUUUUUUUUUUGCCCUCGGCAAAACUCAACGUAGCUGUUUUAUGUUUUAAGAAGGAAAAGUAAAGCUAGCCAGAGAUUUAUCAAAUGUUUCAAAUUAUAAAAUGUCUUUAUAUGAAAUCAUAAAUCUAAAAGCAACUUUUUUCUAGAACUGUGGGAAUUAUUUUAUGGUAUUUUUCACAAUAAAGAUAUUUAUGAUGA